Molecule: messenger RNA, 547 nt
Organism: Cheilinus undulatus (humphead wrasse)
Lineage: Eukaryota; Metazoa; Chordata; Actinopteri; Labriformes; Labridae
Gene: rbx1
Product: ring-box 1, E3 ubiquitin protein ligase
Exons: 5
Coding region: 76-402 (108 amino acids)
Biological process (GO): protein ubiquitination; ubiquitin-dependent protein catabolic process
Cellular component (GO): nucleus; cullin-RING ubiquitin ligase complex
Molecular function (GO): ubiquitin protein ligase activity; zinc ion binding; cullin family protein binding
Source: RefSeq, a predicted model, not a curated record
CACCUGAAAGCAUCAUGACGUAGUUUGGCAGUGCGUUCCGGGUUACAUGCUAAAGGCUAACAGCUAAGUUUGAAAAUGGCAGCAGCGAUGGAUGUAGAUACACCAAGCGGCACCAACAGUGGGGCCAGCAAGAAGAGAUUUGAAGUUAAGAAGUGGAACGCCGUGGCGCUCUGGGCCUGGGACAUCGUGGUGGAUAACUGUGCGAUCUGUAGGAACCACAUCAUGGAUCUCUGUAUAGAGUGUCAGGCUAACCAAGCUUCUGCCACCUCUGAGGAGUGCACCGUAGCCUGGGGAGUCUGCAACCAUGCAUUUCACUUCCAUUGUAUCUCUCGCUGGCUAAAAACCCGACAGGUGUGUCCUCUGGAUAACAGGGAGUGGGAGUUUCAGAAAUACGGACACUAGCUCUGUUAUCGUUCUCUUUUUUUCUCGACUUCUACAAGAUCCACCCCUAUUGCUCCUCCUGCCUGUGAUACGAGUUAUUGUUUUACACCCGUUGUUUGUUUUUGUUUAUUGUAAGUACACAAAUAAACAUAAAUGUUGACAAAAA